CACGCACACGGACCAAUCGUUGACGCCUGUGCCGAGCUCAGUAACAACACACCCCCAUAAAGGUUAUAACUAGUUAGUAGUUAUUAUUAAACCUGUCAGAGAGGAGUGACCCUGAAAGGAUGUCCCGGGAACAGCUCGUCGUGCAGCGGGCUAGGAAGUCCUUCCAGACGGGAAACACCAAGCCUCUGGAGUACCGGGUCCACCAGCUGAAGAGUCUGCUCCGCUUCAUCUCAGAGAGGCGGAAGGACAUUGCUGAUGCUGUUAAGAGGGACCUGGGCAAGAGCGAACACGGGACGGAGCUGUUUGAGACUCUGGGCCUGGAGGGAGAAAUCAAACUGGCCAUCGACAAGCUGGCGGAGUGGGCGGCUCCUCGGCCGGUGGAGAAGAACCUCCUCACCAUCUCAGACGAGGUCUACGUCCAGCCUGAGCCCCUGGGGGUGGUGCUGAUCAUCGGGGCCUGGAACUACCCCUGGGCGGUCACGCUCCAGCCGCUGGUGGGAGCCAUCGCUGCAGGAAACGCAGCAGUAAUAAAACCAUCUGAAGUCAGCUCUCACUCUGCGAAGGUCAUGGAGGAGCUGCUCCCUCAGUAUCUGGACAGAGAUCUGUACCCAGUGGUGACGGGCGGCGUGUCAGAGACGCAGGAGCUGCUGAGGCAGAGGUUCGACCACAUCUUCUACACAGGAAGCAGCUCGGUGGGCAAACUAGUGAUGGAGGCCGCAGCUCGCCACCUCACCCCCGUCACCCUGGAGCUGGGCGGGAAGAGUCCCUGCUACAUCGACAGCAACUGUGACAUCACUGUCGCAUGUCGUCGCAUCACGUGGGGAAAGUUUGUGAACUGUGGUCAGACGUGCAUCGCUCCAGACUACAUCCUGUGUGAAGCGUCCAUCCAGAGCAGAGUGGUGGACGAGAUCAGGAAGAACAUCAAGGAGUUUUACACAGAUAAUCCAAAGACGUUUGAGGACUACGGACGCAUUGUCAACCAGAGACACUUCCAGAGGGUCAUGGCUCUGAUGGAGGGCAGCACGGUCGCUGUGGGCGGAGACAGUGAUGAAUCCCAGUGUUACAUCGCUCCGACCGUCCUGAAGGACGUGACGAGGGAAUCUAAAGUGAUGAGGGAGGAGAUCUUCGGGCCGCUGCUGCCCAUCAUCACGGUGAGCGGCGUGGACGAGGCCAUCCAGUUCAUCAACGAGAGAGAGAAGCCGCUGGUCGUCUACGUCUUCUCCAAUAACAACAAGCUGAUCAAACGGGUGAUCGCUGAGACGUCCAGCGGCGCUCUGCUGGCCAACGACUGUCUGGUCCACUUCACCGUCAGCGCUCUGCCCUUCGGAGGAGUCGGUAACAGCGGGAUGGGCUGCUACCACGGCCGCCACAGCUUCGACCAGCUCAGCCACCUGCGCAGCUGUCUGAUCAAGCAGCUGAAGAUGGAGGGUGUGAACAGCAUGCGGUACCCCCCCCACACCGCCAAGAAACUGGGCUGGGCUCGAUUCUUUCUGCUCAAGCAGUUCAACGUGUACAGGCUGCGGCGCAUGGCGCUGCUCGCCAUGUUGGCCGGGCUGGCGGCGUUUGUGGUUCAGAGGUUCCGGCUGUGAGGCUGAGGACCAGACUCUGCUGGUCUGUGCUGGACCGUGUCCUGGUGCAGGUGGUGCGGGGCCCGGGGCUGUGAUUAACUGGUCCAUAUCAUUUCAUCCAUGUUGAAACACCUGACUGAUUGAUACGGUGGCCCUGAAGGUUCAAACCCCUGCAGCUUCAGAAACACAUGAAAAACAUCUUCCUCAGUUUGACAGACCACGUGCUGCUACACAACAGGAAGUGUUUCUAGGGGACGUUAGUCAUGAAGACGGCUCAUUGGCUACUUGAGCUAAAGCUAAAGUUUGUUCUGUUCAUUAUAACGUCGAUCACAUGAUUCAGAUAUUAUUGCAAAAAUGUUAGCCGUUAGCUUAGCCUUCAGGUCCAUCAUGUUUUUGUGUCCCCUCUUCCGUCGUGUCUGUAUUUGCAGCUCGUGUCAAAGUGAUGAAGAUGUUUUCUGAGCUUGUUUGUCUUUUGAGCUUCAGGGCCACCGUACAUUCACAUCUCUUCUGUUACAACUUCAAGCUGCUAUUAAAGUUUUUAAUGUCAAUUUUAUAGAAUUAAAAUCUGUAAUUAUUAUUAUUAUUAUUAUUUAACCUGGUAAAAGGAGAUUUUACUUUAACAAAAUAAUGAAAUUAAUUUCAUGAAUAUCAUCUGCUUUGAAUGUUGCCAUGGUAACUUCUGUUACUCCUUUUUAUUCCAUUUUGAAUCCUGAUAAUAUUUUAUUGUUUCUGCCAUUAAACAUUAAACAAAACAACACGUUGA
Messenger RNA from Seriola aureovittata, 2331 nucleotides. RefSeq names its product aldehyde dehydrogenase family 3 member A2-like. Gene Ontology annotation, cellular component: cytoplasm. Bases 120 to 1589 code for a protein of 489 amino acids. Lineage: Eukaryota; Metazoa; Chordata; Actinopteri; Carangiformes; Carangidae. Gene Ontology annotation, molecular function: aldehyde dehydrogenase (NAD+) activity. The record is from RefSeq and is a predicted model, not a curated record. Gene Ontology annotation, biological process: aldehyde metabolic process. The transcript is spliced from 11 exons.